AUGGCGCGAUUGCGGGUAAGGGUGACUGGCAGAAGGCAGUCGCAGACUCAAACGGAGACUGCAUGUUACCCGCGUUCGCGCCAUGACGCGAACACGGGGGACGCCGCGGCGUCCUCCCACAUACCAGCUGUCAACCUAGCCCUCAAAUUCAUCCGCAAGCUCCAGCCGAAUCCCUGGCUCGCGCACGAGAGGCAUGAUGCAGAGACCAUCUCACGGUUGAAACGUCCGUUGAUGGAGACCCCUGAUAUCAGUACAGACAAACAGCUAUCAAUCAAGCUGCUCCUCGCAGACACAGAUGGAUCCGAAAAGAUCUACAAUGGCGUACGCGAUGCGAUCCUCGAACGCUUCCCAGAUUGCGACAUCCUCUCUCACCACCUCGGUCAAACAGAAGGUUUCCGAGCUCUCGGGGUUGUUGCGAUCAUUGAGGACAAUCAUGCCCUUCCUGCAGCGAGCCGCGUUACGAUGCUGCGCUUCUCGCUUCGGCUGAAUUGGGCACGUUUCCGACCCCCUGACGGUGCAGACAACAUGGCAUAUCGCAGGAGUGUCAUAGACGGCAUCUUUGCGGAGCUGCGCGAGACAGGAAACUGGACGUCGUCGAGGAUAUUCCUGACGGGUCAAAUUUCUGGGAUUCAUGCCUAG
Molecule: messenger RNA, 639 nt
Organism: Fomitopsis serialis
Lineage: Eukaryota; Fungi; Basidiomycota; Agaricomycetes; Polyporales; Fomitopsidaceae
Exons: 4
Coding region: 1-639 (212 amino acids)
Source: RefSeq, a predicted model, not a curated record